AUGAAGACCGCUGCUGUUGUCGCCUUUGCUGCCGCCCUGGUGGCCCCUGCCCUUGCUCAGGAUGCUGCUUCUCUUGCAUCUCUCCUUCCUAGCUGCGCUGUUAACUGCGCCUUGACCGCCAUUCCCGCCACUGGCUGCCAGGCCACUGAUGUUUCCUGCCUCUGCACCAGCGAGAGCUUCGUCACCUCCAUCGCUACUUGCACCCAGAAGUCUUGCUCGGCCGAGGACCAGCAAAAGACCGCCGCUGCCACUGCUCAGAUCUGCCCCAACCUUGCUGGCGCCGCCUCUGCCGCUAGCUCUUACAUCACUUCCUCUGUUGCUGCUUCCAGUGCAUCCAUGAUGGCUUCUUCCUCUAGCAUGUCCAUGGCUUCGUCCUCCUCCAAGGCUACUCCUGUUGCUCCUAUUGCUACUGCCAGCUCGGUCCCUACCGUCAACCUCACCACUAACGGCACUGUCCCUGUUGCCACCACUUCUAUGCCUGCUUCUUACACUGGUGCUGCCUCGGCUGUCAGCGCUGGUCUUGGUCUUCUUGCCCUCAUGGGUUUUGCUGCUCUUUAG
Molecule: messenger RNA, 558 nt
Organism: Aureobasidium melanogenum CBS 110374
Lineage: Eukaryota; Fungi; Ascomycota; Dothideomycetes; Dothideales; Saccotheciaceae
Exons: 2
Coding region: 1-558 (185 amino acids)
Source: RefSeq, a predicted model, not a curated record